Ectocarpus siliculosus is the source of this 498-nucleotide messenger RNA. NCBI's taxonomy places the organism in Eukaryota, Phaeophyceae, Ectocarpales, Ectocarpaceae. The record is from the annotation of a GenBank genome assembly.
AUGCAUUUCAUCGAAGUCCCGACUUUUGACUGUGCAGCACAUGUUGAGGAGCUGUACAGCCUCGAUGAGUCCAACUUCAAGGAUAUUCGACCGGUGUAUGGCCUCGUGUUCCUGUUCAAAUGGACGGGAGAUGACGAGCGACACACCACCGAAUCACAAGACGAGCCCGGUCUUUUUUUUGCACGUCAGGUUAUCCAAAACGCAUGCGCUACCCAAGCGAUACUCAGUGUACUUCUCAACUGCGCAAACAAGAUCGACAUUGGCGAGACGCUGUCGGACUUCAUGACUUUCACACGAGACUUUCCACCGGAAAUGAAGGGUUUGGCGAUCAGCAACAGUGAGACCAUCCGGUCGGUGCACAACGGAUUUUCUCGUCAAGAACCUUUUGUGACUGAGGGAAAGGACGAUGGGGGCGAGAACCAAGACGCGUUCCAUUUCGUGGCUUUCGUUCCGUUUAACGGCAAGGACAGUGGUUCUUUCCAGGGAAAGCGGACCUAG